AAUAUAAAAUCCUCCGCAACAAGCCAACUCUUCAAUAAUUCUCUCCUUGAUUUCCGACGCCCCUUUUUCCUUCUUCUUCCCGUCUCUCCCUUUGUUCCUUCUACUUCCGUCCAAUCUCUCUCUCCCCCCAAAGCCCUCUCUCUCGCCAUCCACUACGCUUUCGUGUUUGUUCCUCGCGAUCGUAAUUCCCGUAUCAUCAUGGCCAAAAGCUCUUUCAAGCUCGAGCAUCCUCUGGAGAGGCGCCAAGCUGAAGCUUCUCGCAUAAGGGAGAAAUACCCUGAUAGAAUUCCUGUGGGUGUUAUCUUCUCACUGUGCCUCUUCUGUUUCCUUGCCUUAUCAUUGUGCAAUUGUCUGUUUGCUUAUAAGCGCCUUUCUGGAUCCAGGUCAUUGUCGAAAAGGCUGAAAGGAGUGAUGUCCCCGACAUUGAUAAGAAGAAGUACCUUGUCCCAGCAGAUUUAACAGUUGGACAGUUUGUGUAUGUUGUCCGAAAGAGGAUUAAGCUCAGUGCUGAAAAGGCCAUAUUCGUCUUUGUCAAGAACACAUUGCCACCCACAGCUGCAAUGAUGUCUGCAAUCUAUGAGGAGAACAAGGACGAAGACGGCUUUCUUUACAUGACCUACAGCGGAGAGAACACCUUUGGACUUCUUCACUAAGAUGGAGACUCAAGGCAAUGUCUCUUCUUGUUCAUGACAUGAUGAAGAAAAGCUCCCCUUUGGAAAAGAUGUAAAUUGCCAGCUCUGGAUUUGUAAAGUUUAAUGCUUUCAGAUUUGACCUAAACGUUCCAUCCUACUACUGGAUUCGGAUUUCUGCCAUAAGUUGGGCUGUAGAAUUGCUUUCAGUAUGUGUAAUUGGAAUUCGAUUUAGUUUAUUAGUCUCUGUUCAGUCCUUUUCUCUUCGCAUUGGAUUCGAUCUUGCUCUCCUCUCUCUCUUUCUCUCUGCUGUGAAAACUGAAACCACUGCCGCCAAAAUAGAGAAUUUGCAGCAGAUCUUAGUUGGUAGUGUUGGUAAGCUACAUCGGUUCUCUUCCAAUUUUGUUUGUUGGCAUUUGCAACCGCUGUUGGCCAAAUAAAGCUCAGCAAAGUGUUCAGUUAAUUACA
Messenger RNA from Linum tenue, 1097 nucleotides. The record is from the annotation of a GenBank genome assembly. NCBI's taxonomy places the organism in Eukaryota, Viridiplantae, Streptophyta, Magnoliopsida, Malpighiales, Linaceae.